Messenger RNA from Fusarium sp. VM40, 1584 nucleotides. Lineage: Eukaryota; Fungi; Ascomycota; Sordariomycetes; Hypocreales; Nectriaceae. The record is from the annotation of a GenBank genome assembly.
AUGAUUGAACCUCAGGCAAGCAUCUCAAAUGUCCGCGACGAUGAGGCUCCCCAAUGCACACGGUGUCGUAACAGGGGGCUAGAAUGUGUCCGAUUGGGGCCAAGCCGUCGAUUUAGGAAUGGCUCCUCGGCCAAGUACGACGGCCAGUUUUCAGGAACACAAAGCUGGGUGAAUAGUAGUGUCAAAGAGUUCCGCUUACAGACAGGCCCUCGACGAGCUACACAAAGAAUCCCUUUGGCAGAUGAUGCCAUUGCUACAGACCCUAUCACACAAGAAGAUUCGAGUGGCCAUUCUAACAACCCGAUAAACAGGCGUGGCGACCAUUUACCUGACCACUCUUCACCGCUCUCAGGUCAGCCUGCUGAGCCAGGACUAACCAACUCGUCUUAUGUUGGUCAGGUAAUAUCAAGUAGUACAUCACCCCAGGAGAACGAGCAACUUCAUGUAUUAGCUCCCGCAUCUUAUCAAACCCACUCUUCCCAGCAACACCUGGCGCUUUCUCAAAGGGAUCCUUCAUGGGGUGGCAUACUACACGCAGUCGAGCCUCCAGAGCGGAGAGACGUGCCAUUGGACUCGGUUCAAGAAGCCUGUUUACUACGCUACUUCAUCGAAGAGCUCUCUCCUUGGUUCGACUUGACGGAUCCACAGAGACUAUACCAGCUAGUUGUUCCCGAACGAGCUCGACGUUACCCUCCACUUCUCAACGCCAUCCUCGCAAUGUCAACGCGACAUCUAUGCCGUUGUGAGAAAUACAGAACACCUCAAGGAAUUGUUUAUCGAGGUCAACACUUACCUAAUCUCAGUCCCGGUUCUGCAGUUGAAUACAUGCUCAAGUGCAUUCCUGUCUUGAAGGACUUUCACACUACUCGAGAUGGAGAGAUUAGAGAGCUGAUCGUCACCACAGCGGUGAUUCUUCGCCACUUUGAGGAGCUGGAUGACGAGGAAGAAGAAGAUUCAUCUAUUGAAACUCGCUUAGAUGGGGGAGUCAAUUUUCUAGCAAUCUUGAACGCUGUUCUUCGGAGUCUGACAUCAGAUGAUCUGGUUCGCCGUCGAGAACUUUUGAGUGCUUCGUUCUGGGUUGCUUUGCGGCAGGAAGUCUACUUUGCCCUGAGAAAAGGAUUUCCACCACAGAUGGUCGAACCGCCAGCGGAAUGGGCUGAUAUUUCCCCGGCAAACAAACUUGUGUUACAUACACGUCAAGUGACCAAGUGGCUAUUUGAAGACAAAUCUGAGAGCGGAUGGCAGAAGCUCAAGGAGCAGGAGGAGUAUCUUGAUCAGCAUGUCUGCGGCCGUUUCACACCGAUCCUCUUUCGACCUCCAGAUCGAGUCUCAGGCGAAGUGUUCCCGACAAUGUGGUAUGCAUCGCCCAUUGCCCUCACCGGGAUGCAGCACAUGAUGAUAGCAAAGAUGAUUCUGGUCGGCGAGUCACCGUUUCUCUCCCGAUCGGAAGAUGUCCGCUCUGCGUAUCGCAUUGCUGAAGGGGAGGUGAAGAAGUUGUUACUCGAGGUUUGUGGUACAGCAAUACAACACCCGGAUACGCAACCGGGUCUUGGAGGCCCUGAGGAUGACAGUGAAGAUGUUUAA